Molecule: messenger RNA, 7276 nt
Organism: Corythoichthys intestinalis (scribbled pipefish)
Lineage: Eukaryota; Metazoa; Chordata; Actinopteri; Syngnathiformes; Syngnathidae
Gene: dpp6b
Product: dipeptidyl-peptidase 6b
Exons: 26
Coding region: 494-3031 (845 amino acids)
Biological process (GO): regulation of potassium ion transmembrane transport; proteolysis
Cellular component (GO): voltage-gated potassium channel complex; plasma membrane
Molecular function (GO): serine-type peptidase activity; potassium channel regulator activity
Source: RefSeq, a predicted model, not a curated record
CUGUUGUGCGACAAGUUAAUCCCUCAAAACACGCCCAUACGCAAAAAAAGAAAAAUGUGUGGAUCACUAUCUUUUAAAGGAAGGUGAUUUUAGGUUACGUCUGUGCGUAAAGCGAGCGUCUGCGUGGCUGCUGCCUCGUUGCAGACCACUUCGAAUGCAGAGCGCGUGUGCGACAGCCUCUGUGCGUCCUUCAUUGGCUCGACAUGAUCGCGGACCCCAUGCGCACGCACACGCACCUUUUUAUGAUUAUUAUUAUUAUCCGGUAAACCGUGCGGCGGAGAAAUCAUUGACAGCAUAUCGGGCGCCGCCGCUGUCUCUUGGUUCCUGCUGCUGCUACCGGUGACACCGUGGACGUGGGGGAGAGGAGGGGAGACAACCAACGUGGUGUGCAUGCAGAGGAGGACGCGCAGUCCUUUGGACAAAGCUGAAGAGAAACGCUGCAGAAGAGAAGAGUAAUCACGCGCUUAAUACAGCACAAUCGAGAAGCGUCCGCAUGCAGAGAAGCAUGGCUUCCUUAUACCAGAGAUUCACCGGCAAGAUCAACACUGCCAAUUCGUUCCCGCUACCACCCGAGGCCAGUCGCCUGCUCGGAGCUCAGGUGACGGACGACGAGAGCAAGAGCCGCCGGCAGCCGCUGGAGGCGAGGCUGCACGUCCAAUGCCGCAGGAAGUGCACGCGAGAAGAUGAAGAUGACCUGGUGGGCAGUGCGCCGCCACAGAGGAACUGGAAAGGAAUCGCCAUUGCCCUGCUGGUUAUCCUCAUCAUCUGCUCCCUGAUUGUCACCUCCGUCAUCCUGCUGACCCCUCGUGAAGAUGACAGCCUGGCCCUCAAGAAGAAGGUCACCCUGGAUGACAUCUUUGGUCCGGACCUACGCGUUCAUGACCCCGACGCUGUGUGGCUCAGUGGUAAUGAGCUGUUGUAUCGCACGAGGGAAGGUGAUGUCGUUAAGCUCAAUGUGGACACAGAGGAGAAACGCGUCGUCGUGCCAAACCAGAUGUUUGAAAGAUCUAAGGCCGCGAGGUACCAAGUGUCGCCUGACCUGCAGCAAGUGCUCUUUGCCUUCGACUUGAAACUGAUCUACCAGCACUCCUAUGUGGCCAAGUACAUUAUUUACAGCCUUGUAACACAGGAAACUUGGCCUUUGAAUCCUCCUGAAGUGCAUGAAGCAGUGCUGCAGUUUGCUGGAUGGGGGCCUAAAGGCCAGCAACUGAUCUUCAUAUUUGAAAACAACAUAUACUACAGAGCAACAGUAGAGAGUCGCACCAUCCGCCUGGUUUCCACCGGAAAGGAAGGCGUGGUCUUUAAUGGCCUGGCUGAUUGGCUCUACGAAGAGGAGAUCCUUCAGGGUUACAAAGCCCACUGGUGGUCUCCUGAUGGCAUGCGUCUAGCCUACAUGACAAUCAAUGACACGCUGGUGCCAAAAAUGGAAGUCCCCUUCUUUACAGGAACGCCAUAUCCCAACACUUUGGAAUACCACUACCCAAAGGCAGGGGAAGAAAACCCUGUGGUGCACCUUUCAGUAGUGAGCCUCAACGGCCCUUUGCACACUCUGGUCAUGAAGAAACCCGAUGACCCCCGAAUUGGGAGAGAAUUUUAUAUCACAAUGGUGAAAUGGGCCACCAGCACCAAACUGGCUGUCAACUGGCUGAACAGAGCCCAGAACAACUCUAUACUGACACUGUGUGAGGCUACCACAGGCGUCUGUAUCAAGAAACAUGAAGAUGAGAGCACAAGCUGGUUGCACAGACAAAAUGAAGCACCACUUUUUUCCCACGAUGGACACAAGUUCUUCUUCACACGAGCAAUUCCUCAAGGUGGGAGGGGGAAGUUCUUCCACAUUUCUAUGUCCACAUCUCUGCCAAACACAAGCACAGACAUACUUCAAUCCCUGACCUCAGGAGACUGGGAUGUCACCAACAUACUGGCCUACAAUCACCAGAGAAACCUCAUAUACUUCCUGAGCACAGAGGAUGACCCCAAGCGGAGACACUUGUACAGCACAGAUACGAUUCCGCCGUUCAAUCGCUGCUGCCUAUCCUGCCAGUUUAACUGUGGCUAUGUGGAUGUGUCAUUCAGUCACAACAUGCGCUACUUCCUUCUCAGCUGUAGAGGUCCUGACAUUCCUAAUGUGGCCAUCUACAGAACAGAGGACAAACAGAAAUUGCUAGACGUGGAGACAAACGAGCGAGUCAACACAACAUACAACAACAUGCAGAUGCCCAGAGUGGAGUACGAGACCAUCACCAUAGAUGACUACACCCUCACCAUGCAGAUUCUGAAGCCAGCUGGAUUUGUAGACACAUCCCAUUACCCUUUACUGCUGCUGGUUGAUGGGACGCCCGGCGGCCAGAUGGUCACCGAGCAGUUCCAAGUGGACUGGGCCACCAUUCUGGUGAGCAGCUUCAGCACCGUGGUGAUCCGCUUCGAUGGUCACGGCAGCGGCUUCCAGGGCACGAACCUCCUCCACAAAGUGCACAGGAGGUUGGGGAAGCUGGAGGAGCGGGACCAGCUGGAAGCACUCAGGUUCAUAUCCAAAGAGCCUUACAUUGACAAGAAUCGCAUGGGCGUGUACGGAAAGGCUUACGGAGGUUAUUUAGCCACGCUGCUGCUGAGCUCAGAUGAGUUCACGCAUCUUAAAUGUGGAACUGCAGUCUCGCCCAUCACAGAUUUUGAACUUUACGUGUCAGCAUUUUCUGAACGGUACCUGGGCUCAAAGACUGACUCCAGAGUGUACACGAUGUCAAAUUUAGCUCACAGAGCAGGUCAGCUGGUGCAGAAGCAGUACUUGAUUAUCCAUCCCACUGCAGACGAAAAAGUUCACUUUCAGCACACGGCCAAGUUUAUCAACCACUUAAUCAGCAAGAAGGCCAAUUACACUCUUCAGAUCUACCCAGAUGAGGGCCACUUCCUCCACAGCGAUGACACCCAGAAGCACCUUGGCCGCUCGUUGGUCAACUUCUUCGGGGAGUGCUUCCGGCUCCCCGAGGCACCCAACGACGAGCAGCAGGAAGUGGACGAGGACGAUAGCUAGACCCGCCCCUCCUCCCAGCGGAUUAAUCCACACUCCCCACCCCUUGGCCAGUUAACGCAGCACAAUAUGCAACACGUGACAAAACAAAGUGACCCGACUUACGUGAGGAACCCGCAAGUUGUGACGGGCCUCGAGUUCUGCCUUCACCUUUGUGCUGGCUGCUGCUCUGCAGAGGAAACUUCAACAGAUUGAACUGCACCUUUAAAACAAUUGGACAUGUUGUUCACAGAAACAAUAGACAACAGUGUGGUAUAUUUACAACCUAUAGGCCAGGUAAUACGCUCACUGGAAAAUGUAUUGGCUAAUAUCCUCAACGUGCCACAACAAAACAAAAGAUGUAAUAUUUUUUCUUACAUCGAUUCUAAUGCUCCAUUUUGAUACUGUAGCCUGGACAGUGUGUUUAUUUAUUGUGCUUGCAUCUCACUGAGAGGCUUUAGAGAUGAUUAUAACAUUUUGCUCAGGGUGUUAAACUUCUAUGGUAGUUAUGGUUCUCCUUAGAGUUUGGUUUUAAAUCCAGACCAACUAAAUGGUUUCAUUCACAUUGGGUAGAGCAAGGAAAAAAAAGGCAGAUUGCAGCCAGGUCAUACGUUUUUCCCUUUAUCUGAAUCAAGCGAAAUUCUGUAAUGAUGGCCUGAAUGGGCCAAGUUGCUUGAAAAAGGUUAUUUUCAAAUGCAAUCUAGGUCACUUUCAUAUGUGGUUUUAAAUCUUGACAUGAGUUUGAUUUUUUGGAAUGUGACUGCGGUCUGAAUAGUCCAGCGACAGCGACAUAAAAUUGUAUUGCUCAGAAACAGUGUGAAAUGACAUACCGUAGAUUAUGAAGUGGUAAGGGAAAGAGAACAUGUCCGUUUUACAAUAAGAUGGAUAAUGUCUUGCAGGAUAAACCCAGCAUGUUCAUCUGAUCAUGACAACUUUUGUUAUUAUGAUUCUGCACACAAGCAUCAAAUUGUCUCAGUGCAUAGUGGACUGCGAGCUUCUAUGAAUAGUACACGCAACACUUUUAUAGCAACUAUGGGAAAUGGCAGUCUGAACAGCUACACAAAAAUAUCAGAUAUGAGAAAAUGAAAAAAUUCUGAUUUGUGCAUUCUGAUUUGCGGUCUGAGCAUAGCCAAAAUGCAAAAGAGUCGGUAACAUUUACAAUUAUACAACGACAGUUGCAAUCUUUACAGCUGUACUUUUGACUAUUCAAUUUAUAAAUUGUCUGUUUUAUUAGUUUUUCAGUAAAUUUAACUCACUGGCAGUUAAUGAUCACUCCCCGCCUUUCCAAGUUUAAAAGGAUUUGAGGUCUAUCGCCAUCAGUGGCAGAUACUGAUUUCAGCAUUGCCAAGUUGCAGCUUGUUCACAGCACCCUUAAAAUAUUUGCUCACAAGUCAAAGAGAAACAAAACAUUUUGGCUCAAGAAGUGCUUGUAUCUCGAAAUUAAUGUAGGCAACUAGGCAUGUGCCAGUAUGAUAUUCUGAUGGUAUGAUAAUCUUAAAACAAAAUAUCACGGUUUCACGGGAUUACAAUUACAGCUCUAAAAUGUGUUACUCUGAGAUAUCUGGGUUUGAAAAAAAAAACGUUUUUUCCAUUGAACAGGAUUUUUAUUUUUCAAAACAUUUUAGCAAAUUGGAACAUACAUUUAAUGUUAAGUUACAAUACAUUUUUAAAAUAACAACAAAAAAAAAACGGAAUUGUUCUAAAUAAAAUUAAUAUAAAUACAGUCCUUUAGGUGAUCUUAAAACCAGCAGCCACAGCUCAACAUUAUUACCAUCAGAACAAAAAUAAUUGAAUUAUUUCCCAUGAAAAGCACAUGUGUAUGACUCGUAUCAUGUAUACAUUAUACACACACAUUCUUUUUCUCAACACAGACAGUUGCCAGAGAGAAAAAUGCACGUUUUAACACGCUGGAGUUAACUCUCUUAGCUGGUGGGAUGACAGUGUUUACUAACCAUUAAUUUUGUAUAAACACGAAAUCAUAUUGGAGGUAUUGCCUCCUUGGAAGCCACCCUCCGCAAACAUGUAUUACAUGUUGGUUGGCCCUCCUCUUCGAAGCCGCGGCCGUCUGUAACUUUUCUGUAGACGAAGUUUUCCCGUACCAGCGAUUUCAUUUUCUUGGUUGGGGGAAAUAGUUCAGGAGUUUCACCUCCUACAGCCAUCUUUCAGCACAGCUGACUCAAUGACACUGAGCAACAACCGGUGGGGGAGGGUUGAGCCUUACAGCUACAAGCGAGGGAUUUCUCCAUGCACUUUUGGAACAUUAAAAAAACUAAUAAUUUAGGGACAGUAAGAUGUAAAAUUUUUGCGGUUUUGAUACCUUGACGUUUUCAUACCACGGUUUACCUUGAAACCGGUAAUCGACACAUGUCUAGUAUCAAUGUAUUAAUUUUUAAAAUCAACUACCUGUAUCUUUUAAUAAUGUUAUCAAAACUGAGCAUUAGUAUCUUUGUAGAGGCACAACUUUGGAUCAGGCUAUUGUUUUGUAUCCAAGAGGCAGGCACGCAUGUACUUCAUUUUUGGGUGGGUGAAUGAAGUAUGAAAAUAUACACUGAAAAUAAAAGCAGACUUAUGAAUUCAAAAAGCUUGAAGCAAAUCCACAGUUUUGCAUAUGAUGGCACAGUAGAAGAGGACUGUCUUGGAUGACCUCCAGGAAACCAGCACUUUUCAGCACAAUAUAUCGCCCCUUAUCGACAUUGAGACUGAACAGCAAGUCGUGGUGACCUUGCCAAUGAAUUAACUGGUAUUGUUAUGUUCACAAGUAUGUUCAGUUGUACUCUUAGUUUUGUGUUACUCCUAUUUGUACUGUAUUUUGUACAAAGGAGUAUGAGGGUGACAAUAACAAGUUAAAACAUAAUUACACUCUGAGAUUCAAGCUGGAAUCCGAUAUGUAUUUGAACAAAAAGAAACAACAAAAAAGUUUUAUUUUUAGGAAAAUAAAUAUUUUUGAGAAAUAUCAAGCAUGAUACUUCUCCGAAUUAAAUUUCAUCCCACAAAUAUACUUUUUCCCACUUAACUACAAUUUUAAGAUAUAUUUUUCCCCGCAAAAAAUAACUUUUUUUUUUUUUUUUUUUUGAUUUUAUACUUGGCCCUAAUACUCCUUCGUACUUUUGCUUGGCUGCGUCCUUUUGACAAAUCAAAGGCACAAUGUUGGAAGCCCCAAAAAUAUGUAUAUUCAAAAAUAUCGCUUUUACUAUUUUAUUUUAGUCACCGUGCCUUAAAAAUGGGGAGACGUCAAUGUUAGAAGCCCACCUGUAGAAGAGAGGAAAUGUUUUUUCCCUCCCGUCUGCGAGCAGUAAAACUUCUUUUUAAAGAUAUCCGAGCUUCUCAACGUGAGAAAAAUAUUACUACUGGUUGAUGAAUGUCUAUUCACAAUUAGCAUUUUAUCCGGGAAGUCCUCCAUGUUGAAGUCUCAUGUUGUGAAUUAUUCUUUUGUGUGCUAAAUGGCUAAAACUCUCACAACCAGUUAAAUUAGUUAGCGUCAGUGGUUUGUAGUCAGCUGGUGUACAAAUUGUAUAAAAUACAUUGUUUGAGUCCUUAUGUUGUGUGCAACUUGUACAUAAAGCAUUUUGAACCAUACCUUUUUGGCUGCUUGUUUAGCGUCCUGGAUAAUUGUUAUGCUCAAGGCGUGCAUUCUAAUUUUGUCACGGAAAGCCAGCGCGCUCUAGCGGACGGCAACAGUAUUUCAGGCAAAAUACCAAACAAAACAAUGCCAAAAUAGUGAUGUGCAGAAAAAGAUGUUGCCAUUUUCAAAAAGGGUAUCGCAUGUAUUUCAAUGUUUUCGCCCUAAACGGCCUCUCAUAGUAGCAAAUGAACAACCACACUCACGUUAGUACUAGCACUUAGUCAUUUUUAAUCAUUGUUGUUUUUUUAUAUGCCAAUAGUGUUAAUAAAAGCUAUAUUUACGAAACCAAUAUAAAAACAAAGAUUACGCCGCUCUGUAACUCAAGAGCAGAUUUUUCUUCUUCUUCUCCAUAGCAUAUAACUCAUUGCAUGCCAGUGACGGCACUAAACGUCCAGUUCAUUUAAACUGGGAGGACUGCCCGUAAAUGGUCUUCUGUCAGUGGUAUUGACGGCGCUAGUCGUCCUAUAAAGUUUGACUAGGAGGAACGAAUGAACAAACCUUCCGGUCCAAAUUAAUUGGACGUCUAUCCCUGUCAAUGAAUGCCUUAAAAAAAUAAAAGUCAAUUUAUCGAUGAAAUGAUUAAAUCUCGAAUUAUAACGUUUAUCAAAUUUUAUUUUAUGCACUAGUAAAUGUAAAAUGUACAUUAA